Messenger RNA from Salvia miltiorrhiza (redroot sage), 1608 nucleotides. Its product is annotated as AUGMIN subunit 1-like. The record is from RefSeq and is a predicted model, not a curated record. The transcript has 6 exons. Gene Ontology annotation, cellular component: HAUS complex; cytosol. Lineage: Eukaryota; Viridiplantae; Streptophyta; Magnoliopsida; Lamiales; Lamiaceae. Bases 541 to 1479 code for a protein of 312 amino acids. Gene Ontology annotation, biological process: spindle assembly.
GGUGUUUAGAGACACAGGCAUAUUUGAAUAUGAUAUAUUAUCAAAUAAAGUAAUCAAGUGAAAAUAAAACAUAGUAGUAAGAUAGAAAGUGGAACAUUUUUAUUUUCUUUUCAGUUUUUGUUUCAUAUCUUACCGGCGAUCCGUUCUCUCCUCCCGGCGCUCUCGAUCGACAGGUCUCUCUUCUGUUUUUGUAUUUUGUAUUGAUGUGUUGGAAUGAAGCAUCAGUUUUAUGACGAUCAACCCAAAUUCCGAGUUUGAGAAAUCUAGUAAAACUCUACGUGCAAUUGAAGCAGUUCCCACAUUUUGCCCUGUUCACGUCGAGUUUUGAGUUUCCUAACUAUCAACAUAUACGUAUCCCAUUGUGUGUAGUGUCUCCAAAUCAUUGUUAUGUCUUGAUUGGAAUUCAUAACCCGGUUUUAUCUUUACGAUUGUUUUUUUGAAAAUAAAAUAAAAUCGUGAGCGUUGGUGAUCAUGUUUCCUGGAUUUCAUUUGCUUACAAUGUGUUUGAUGAAAUAACGUUUUGAUUGCAAAGUUCCCAAAAUGAACGAAAAAAUGAGCUUAAACUUGGGAGAAGUUGAUCCUCCGUCUCCGACGCCAUACUCCACACCAUUUGAGUCACCGGAGAGCGGCAGCGCAGCUCGUCCCAGUGCUGCUCGGAUCGCAGAAGUGAAGAUGUGGCUGGCCUCCCAGUUUCACGAGGUCGGGAAGCACGUGCCCGAUUUCGACUACACCCCUCAGAGCAUUUCUUACCUCCACAACGUUGUGACUCUGUCCCAAGCUCAAACUGAGGCUGCCACCAUUGUCUUGAACGACUUCCAUCACAAGUCUGCAGAAUACCGUGCUCAAGCUGCAAGAAUGAGAGAGGUUUUGGAGAAGAUGGGGUUGGCAAAGGAGAGUUUGCCACCAAAAUUGGUGGCAUCUGCACAUGUUCUUGCUAAUGUUGCAAAUCUGUUGGAUAUUAGGGAUACAGAGCUAAGUAGUUUUCUUGUAGCUGCAUUUGAUCUAUCUCAGAGGAAAGCUGAAGCUGUAGAGAAGAGGGCUCAAGCACAGCAAGAGUCCAGACAGCUUCUUGAUUUCACUCGAAAGGCACUAGCCCGAUUGGCAUAUCUGAAACGAACAAUGACACAGCUCGAGAAUGACAUAGCGCCUUCUGAAGCUGAAACGGAGCACUGGAAAACGAACAUGGCGAUUUUGGACAAGAAGGAGACACAGUAUCUGCUGGAGUAUUCUAACUACAAGAAAAUGCUCGAUCGCCUUAGCUACAGCCCUGAGAUCAGGCAUGGAGUCUUAGUGGAAAUGGCGGAUCACAGAAAGGAGCUGCAGAAGAAAACGAAACCAAUCCUUGAAUCUCUGAGAAGCUACCACGAUUUGCCUCCUGACAGAGCCCUUGCUGCGUUGGCUAUUGAAGAGAAGAAGAGGCAAUUUGCUGCUGCUGAGAAGUACCUUGAAGAUGUGUUGCAGUCUGCUAUUCCUGAGUGACAUCUCUACAUUAUAUAUACAUUUUACUCGACCUAAAACGCUUUUGGUUCGUGUACACUUUUCGUAUACACGCUUUUAUAGAACAUCUGUCAAGUUAUUACUCUUAUUGAUUAUCAGAAUCUUGGAUAA